Podarcis raffonei (Aeolian wall lizard) is the source of this 3323-nucleotide messenger RNA. It is a transcript of the gene A1CF, whose product is annotated as APOBEC1 complementation factor. Gene Ontology annotation, cellular component: nucleus. The coding region runs from base 165 to 2015 and encodes 616 amino acids. The record is from RefSeq and is a predicted model, not a curated record. Gene Ontology annotation, molecular function: mRNA binding. Lineage: Eukaryota; Metazoa; Chordata; Lepidosauria; Squamata; Lacertidae. The transcript has 11 exons.
CCUUUGGGACUGCUAUUUUCAAGGUAAAUUAGGCACCCCAGCUAAAGUUCGAUCAAUGACUUUCAGAACUUAGUGCUUAAAUAAGCUGCCUCUCCCUUCCCACCCACAAUGUGUAUUGCAAAAAUAUAAAUAUUAUUCUGUUAUAAGGUACAGUACUGCAUGCAAUGGGACAUUUGAUUCCUACCUAUGCUGCGCCUGGUGGUAUUCCAGAUACAGAAUGCGGGGGAAACCCCCAUGUGAUCUGGCUUAUACAGCAGCCAUGCAAUCUCCUUCAGGAGGGUGUGGUCUUCCAGGGGGUUCACAUUCCCACAACUGGAAUGAAAAAGGAAGGAAGCAGCGGUUGCAUGGAAAAUGGCCAAAGGAAAUAUGGAGGGCCGCCACCAGGCUGGGAUGGACCACCACCAGAAAGAGGCUGUGAGAUUUUCAUUGGAAAAUUACCCCGUGACCUCUUUGAAGAUGAACUCAUCCCGUUAUGUGAAAAAAUUGGAAAAAUCUAUGAAAUGCGGAUGAUGAUGGACUUCAAUGGAAACAACAGGGGAUAUGCUUUUGUGACAUUUUCUAACAAACAGGAGGCCAAAAAUGCAAUCAGGCAACUGAAUAAUUAUGAAAUUAGGAAUGGUCGACUCCUAGGGGUUUGUGCCAGUGUAGACAACUGCCGUUUAUUUGUAGGAGGAAUCCCGAAAACGAAGAGGAGGGAAGAAAUUUUGGCAGAGAUGAGGAAAGUUACGGAUGGUGUCAUUGAUGUCAUUGUGUAUCCCAGCGCUGCCGAUAAAGCCAAGAAUCGUGGUUUCGCUUUUGUGGAAUAUGGAAGCCAUCGGGCAGCAGCUAUGGCAAGGCGGAAACUGCUGCCAGGAAGGAUACAAUUAUGGGGACAUCCCAUAGCUGUAGACUGGGCAGAGCCAGAGGUUGAAGUUGAUGAAGAUACAAUGUCAUCAGUCAAAAUCCUCUAUGUGCGAAAUCUUAUGUUAUCAACCACGGAAGAGACAAUUGAAAAAGAAUUCAACAAUAUUAAACCAGGGUCAGUGGAACGGGUAAAGAAAAUCAGAGACUAUGCAUUUGUGCACUUUAAUAACAGAGAAGAUGCUGUUGAAGCCAUGAAAGUGUUAAAUGGAAAGGUAGUGGAUGGCUCUCCCAUUGAAGUCACAUUAGCCAAGCCAGUAGACAAAGACAGCUAUGUUAGAUACACCAGAGGCACAGGAGGGCGAGGAACAGUGUUGCCAGAAUAUACUUAUACAUUUGGGCACGUAUAUGAUCCUACUGCAGCCUACUUGGGAGCCCCAGUAUUCUAUGCACCUCAAGCCUAUGCUGCUAUUCCCAACCUUCAUUUUCCUGCUGCGAAAGGACAUCUCACCAACAGGGGCAUUAUCAGGCCACCAUCCAUCAGAGAAAUUUACAUGAAUGUACCUGUAGGGGCUGCCGGAGUUAGAGGACUAGGAGGACGUGGCUACUUGGCUAACCCUGCCCUGGGUCGUGCAUACCAGCUCAAGGGAGAGAAAAAAGGGGAUGACAAGCUCUACGACCUUUUGCCAGGAAUGGAGCUUACGCCAAUGAAUCAUGGCAGUUUAAAACCGCAAGGAAUCAAACUUGCUCCACAGAUAUUAGAAGAGAUCUGCCAGAAGAAUAACUGGGGACAGCCAGUCUACCAACUUCAUUCUGCCAUUGGGCAAGACCAAAGACAGCUGUUCUUGUACAAAAUCACCAUUCCUGCCCUUGCCAGUCAAAAUCCAACUAUGCAUCCCUUCACGCCAUCCAAGCUAAGUGCCUAUGUAGAUGAAGCCAAAACAUAUGCAGCAGAAUAUACUCUUCAGACCUUGGGCAUUUCCAUUGAAGCAACAGAGGCCCCUGCGGCUACAGCAACUUUCCCAGGAUACAUUGCUAAUGCAACUGCCGCAGUGGCAGCUACUCAACUCAAGCAAGCAGUGACUCUGGGACAAGAUUUGGCAACCUACGCAACCUAUGAAGCUUAUCCAGCAUUUGCAGUAGCUACUCGGAGUGAUGGAUAUGGAGCAUUCUAAAAAAACAACCCAAAUGGCCUGUGUAAUUUAAAGCAAUGUCUUACAUUUAAUCAAGCUAUGGCAGGGGGCAGGAGCUACUUCAAGCUAAUGAUUAGUCAGGUUCAAUAUGAUUCUGAAUUAGUGAUAGGGCAAAUUCUGAUGUAGCAAGGCUUCACUGCUUUUAGAAUAGCAGUUUAAUAAUGGUAGACACUGAUUUUUAUUUUUAAAUCCACUUUUUUUUUUACAAGCAGGGGGGUAAGCCUAACCUAAGAAGGAAAAGAAAACUUAAAGCGUGUGUUGUUUCAUUUGUGUUUACAAACGAUGUUCCUUAAUUGCAAUUUUCAAUAGUAUUUUUGUAAUAAUGUAAAGCAAUGGUUUUCAACCAGUAUGCCGUGGCACCCUUGGGUGCCUUGAAUGAUGGUCAGUGGGCCAUGGGCAACACUGGCCUCUGUCCCUCUUUCCUCCCCUCCCUUCCUCUAAUGCCCUCUCACAUCUCUGCCUCCCCAAGGCUUGCACAGCUGUUUAUUGCAGCAGCCCUGGCUACAAGCUUCCCAGGCGAAUGGUGCCUCUGGGGCUGGCCAGAGGGUGCUUCCCAGGCCCCUGUAGGGCAGUGUGAGGAGGCACCUCUCCUUGGGGCAGUGGCAGCAGCUGCCUGGAGGACUCCCAAGGCUAGGGGAGAGGAGAGAGGAGGCUAAGGGAACACUCCACAAGGGAGGGUGAUCAAACAAGGGUGAGAGGCUGCCAGCUCUGCAGGCAAGGAGUGACAUAACUGGGCUCCUGAGCCCCACAGGGGUGCUGUAGAAAGAAUGUAGUUGGUCAAGGAAGCCGUGGACUCAAAAAGGUUGAAAACCUCUGACGUAGAGUUUUUUAAGUCGUGGGGCUUUUAUAUUUCUCAGAUAUUCUUGUUGUGAAGCAUUUCAUGUAGGUAUGAAUCCUGCUUAUGACGGUGUGCUAGCUAUAAUCUUAGGGCUAAACUAGAUGCUCCAUUAGAUGCUUGACUGCAUUUAAAGGUGUUUUUAAAUGCAAAUAGCAGACACUGCAGGGGAGGGGACCCUGAAUAUUGCUGAGGUCACUGCAGACAGGAUGGGGAAAUUUAACCCUUUCCUCUCCUACGGUUGCCCUAUUCAUCCAAGGCUCUCAUUGGUACCACUGGCUUCUGUCCUGCAUGCUGGAAAGUAUAUUGGAGCUUAGAAGUAUGGAAGCAAUGUCUCAAAGAUAAAUAAAUUGGUCCCAAUGUUCAUUUUCAAUCUUUUAGAAACAUUAUAUGGCUGAAUAAUUAUUCUGGAAUUUUUAGCUUCAAAUAUUAAAGAAAGGUCCUAUUCAACUUUA